This is a messenger RNA of Durusdinium trenchii, 246 nucleotides long. The record is from the annotation of a GenBank genome assembly. Lineage: Eukaryota; Dinophyceae; Suessiales; Symbiodiniaceae.
AUGGAAGCCAUGAGGCCAAAGAGUGUCAAGGAGCUGCAUGCCUCAAUUGCUGCAGCAGGCAGAAGACGGCCACUGCCUCCAGUGGCAAACCAAUUGCAAACCUUUGUGGAGCAGUGCCGGGAGUGCGAGGAAAGAUGCGUGUCACGUUUACGUGAGCGUGCCAAAUUUGAAGCCGACCACCCAGCGCCGAACUUUCAUGACAGCAAUGUGCAACUCCGACGCAGAGUGCAGAGUGGCAGCUCUUGA